AUUGCUGUAUUUAUUUUGCUUUUCAAAACACACUCUCCCAUUCCCAUCUCCUGCGUCCAGACUUUCAAGUCAACACAGCCAUUACUUUUCCCCUUUUACUUCUCCUCUUUCUUCUGCACAUUCCCUCGUUUCUUUCUUUUUCUUCUUCCUUUUUACAAGCGCCAAAUCAAUUCCCUUUUCUCCUUCCUAAAACUUCCUUCAUUUCUUACCCUUCAAUUUCCAUAAAAAACAACUUACUGGACUAAGCUUACCCUGAAAUUGAAACAAUGUCGUCUGCACCGCCGCCGUCCGCCACCUCCCGCCACCUUCUGGUUAUUCCAUACCCAGCUCAGGGACAUAUGCUCGCACUCCUCGAUCUCACCAAUCACUUAGCCUCUCAUGGCGGCUUCACAAUUACCCUCUUGGUUACCCCCAAAAACCUCCCCCUCCUUCAGCCCCUUCUUCAAACCCACCCUUCCCUUCAAACCCUCGUUCUCCCCUUACCUUCUCACCCCAAACUCCCCGUCGGCGUCGAACACGUCAGCCACAUCGGCAACCAUGGCAAUUUCCCGAUCAUGGCUGCCCUCCGUCAGCUCCACGACUCUAUUGUUGAGUGGUUUAAUUCCCAUCCUUCCCCUCCCGUUGCCAUCAUUUCCGAUUCCUUUCUCGGCUGGACCCAACGCCUCGCCGACCAUCUUCAAAUUCCCAGAGUUGUUUUCCACUCAGUCAGCACAUUCCUCAUCCAUGUAAUGAACUCUUGUUGGGUUCACAUUAAAACAGAUCGUUUUCGAUCUUCCCCUGUCAUCCAGUUCAGUGAAAUCCCCAAAUCACCUUCCUUAAAAAAAGAGCAUCUGCCAUCGUUGGUAAAGCUGUACCUAGAUUCGGACCCAGAUUGGAAUUUAUUGAGGGACGACGCCUUGGAUAAUACAUCCAGCUGGGCCUGUGUUGUCAAUACGUUCGACAAUUUGGAGCAUGAUUAUUUAGAACACUUGAGGAAAUUGGGGGGGGAAGGGCGUGUAUUUGGUGUCGGACCGCUAGAUAUCAUCGGCGCUGCAGAGGAUGGGCGAAACCCAAUUCGAGAGUCGAGUUCAGAGAUUCUCACAUGGCUUGACAAAUGCCCUGAUGGUUCGGUGGUUUACGUUUGUUUUGGGAGUCAAAAGCAACUGAAUCAGCAGCAAAUGGAAGCACUGGCUUCCGGGCUUGAGAAAAGCGGUACUCGAUUCGUGUGGGUUGUUAAGACAAUUCAUCGAACAGAUAGUGGGUCGAACGGAAUACCAAUUGGGUUCGAGGAUCGUGUGUCAGAUCGUGGAAUUUUGGUGAAGGGAUGGGCGCCGCAAGUGGCGAUACUGAACCACCGAGCCGUGGGGGGGUUUCUGAGUCACUGUGGCUGGAACUCGGUGCUUGAGAGCAUAGUGCGCGGAGUAAUGAUCGUUGGUUGGCCCAUGGAAGCGGACCAGUUUAUCAACGCGAGGCUGUUGGUAGAAGAGUUGGGAGUAGCGGUGCGUGUUUGCGAGGGGGCGAACUCGGUGCCUGAAUCAGACAAGUUGGGGAAGGUAAUCGCCGAGUCUAUGAGCGGAGAUUCGCCGGAGAAGAUAAAAGCGAAAGCGCUGAGAAGAGAAGCGGUGGAGGCAGUGAGAAGCAAUGGGAGUUCAUGGAAGGACAUGCAAGACUUUGUCAAUAAAUUGAUGCAGCUCCCGCUAAACUAAACACAUGAAGUUGCAAGAUACAUGUAUCGAUCCUUACAGCACUUUUUACUUUCUAGCAAGAUCAUUUUGUAUCGAGUUCUGGAUGCUUUUAGUUCAAGUAAUUAAACUACAUACUUUAGUAUCAUACUAAAAAAUUUUCAGCUCCAACUCAACAUUGUUCGGAACGUCUGAAUCAUCCAAGUAGCCCAAUUACAUCGUUAA
Molecule: messenger RNA, 1886 nt
Organism: Benincasa hispida (wax gourd)
Lineage: Eukaryota; Viridiplantae; Streptophyta; Magnoliopsida; Cucurbitales; Cucurbitaceae
Source: RefSeq, a predicted model, not a curated record